Diaporthe amygdali is the source of this 2730-nucleotide messenger RNA. RefSeq lists its product as uncharacterized. Gene Ontology annotation, biological process: septin cytoskeleton organization. Gene Ontology annotation, cellular component: cell division site; cytoplasm; plasma membrane. The record is from RefSeq and is a predicted model, not a curated record. NCBI's taxonomy places the organism in Eukaryota, Fungi, Ascomycota, Sordariomycetes, Diaporthales, Diaporthaceae. Bases 1 to 2730 code for a protein of 909 amino acids. The transcript has 6 exons.
AUGGACGAAGUGCAAAGAUCCGAAUACCCAGCCAUGCUGGCAAACUUGCAACCGGGCCAGGCCGUGCAAGUGGUCAACGAGAGGCUGAAGCGGAUUGGCAAGAUCAACACCGAGAUAGCGGACUGGCUCCAGGAACGCCGGCGGCUCGAAGAUCAAUAUGUUGCUGGGCUCAAGAAGCUGUUGCUAUUCAAGGUGCCCAACGCCUCGUCCGACCUGGGCAUCUUCCAACCCUCCUGGGACAAGAUUCUCCACUCUACCGACGCCAUCGCCGCAUCGCACCACCUCUUCGCCCAACGAGUCGAGAAAGAUGUCGAGCAGGACCUGCGUCAGUUCCAAUCUCGCAAGGAGUUCCAGAACAUGACAACCAUGUCGGCGAACCUGUCUGCGAUCGCAAAAGAGUUGGAGGACGCCAAGGAGAAGGCCGACAAGCUGAGCAGGAAAGGCGGCAAGGCCAGCGCCCUCAAGGUGGACCAGGCCACGGGGAGGCUGGAAUCAGCUACCGGGCAGUGGGAGUCGCAGGCGCCAUUCAUCCUCGAAACAUUGCAGGCCCUGGAUGAGCAACGAUGCAACCAUCUCCGAGACGUCCUCACCCAGCUACAGACGCACGAAGUUGACCAGGCCGACAGGCUACGGGCCACAGCCAACGACGCCCUCACUACGAUCCUCGAGGCAGAUACAUCGAAAGAGGUGGACAACUUCGCAACGAGGGUAACAGCCGGGCGGCCCAACUUAAAGAGGAGGACUGGCACUGGCACUGCCUCGAUGGAGAGGACGCCGACUACGACAAGACAAUCUUCCUCGACUAAUGUGCAACCGCCGACGACUGCAGAUUCCAGUCUCGCUCCGCCGCAAACGGCAGCUUCCUUCAACGAUGAUGAUCGGAGUGAUCAUUCAACACCGGGCGCCGAGAAAUCUGAAAACAAACUAAGAAGCCGGAUUGGAACAAUGCUCGGCCGGCGAAGGCAGAGCGUCCAUGGCGGGUUUGGCCAGCUCUCUCCGGGCAAGAAUGCGGGCCCCUUCAACCGAGCAUCAAGCAGUCACGGUCGACUAUCACCACAUGCAUCAGCGAGUAAUCUUGCCAUCUCGACCGGUAGGCUAGAUGCAUUGACAGAAGCCCCCGACACGCCCAGAUUGCCGAAGCCCGAAGCUACUGAAGAGGCAGCAGCCACCAACGGAACUCAUCUCGAAGCCUCAGAUGAUAAUGUGCCGCCACGGACAAUCUCGACUGGUCUCAAUGGGAUGACAGUCGAAGAGAUAUUUGAUGCGCCGCCGCCGCCAGGUCCACCACCAUCGCAUCUCAACAAGGAAGGCGAACCCGCCAAGGACGAGGACGGGUUCACGAUACCGCCAGCAGCAAACGACCCUAUCUCCCAAGCGCAAAGGGAUGCAGCGGACGAGGCAGGAGAGGAGCACGAACAGUUGUUCAAGCUCAACAUACAGAACAGCCCGAUCGCCGAGGAGGACCCGGACGAGUCUAAGGCAGCGCAACUAAGUGUCGCGAACACUCUGAGCACGAUGCAGAUGCCUGCGCGCAGGUCAGGGACCGUUCGUGGCCGACGAGAUGUGCGGAACACGAUGUAUAUGCCCAACCCUCCCGCAUUGCCAGGCUCAGAGGCCGCUUCAUCCCUCUCGCCUGGUGAACCAACGCAAAAUCUACCACCAUCUCCCGCACUGCAAGGCGCAGGCAGUAGCAUGAGCUCGAGGCCGUCAGCCAUACACACUCUGGCAAGUGAGGCCAGCGUGACCGGGACCAGCGACACGCAAUCAGUCCGGAGUGCAACUAGCUUGGGAGGCAUGGCACACGGCAAGCACCCGGAUUUGACCGGACCCGGAUUAAACUCUAGCAUUGUCGAAACGGUGUCGGCGUCGUUCGAGGGAGGCGUUUUAAAAACUGUUCGGAUCAACGGGGAGAUCGCAUUUGCGUACAACGGAGACGGCACGGUUUCCGAAGCCCGCGAAGCGAUCCGUAUCAACGAUUUCCCCACUCUGGAGUCCAUCGGCCCCAACCGAAUCUUUGUGUCCAGCACACCGUCGCCGGACGAGUUCACCCUUGAUCUGUCGCACAUCCCUCCGAAGACUGCCACCCCGGCGUUCACUUACCGCGUCCACGCCGAGGAGCCCACUUCCUCUCACCUUGCGAGCCACUGCCCUGUGAUAAUUAACCCAGCCUGGAAGCCAACCGGCGACAAACUCGGAUUACUGCUACAGUACAAGCUCAAUCCCGAUUUUAAGCAUGAGGCGGAUAAGCCCGUGGUGCUCAAGGGCUUCACCAUUAUUGCAACCUACACAAAUGCGCGCGCCAGCGGUGUUCAGACGAAACCUGCGGGCACGCACCUCAAGGACAAGCACGUGGUUUACUGGCGAUUAGGAGACGUGACACUCCAACCUGGGUCGGACUGGCACAAGAUUGUUUGCCGGAUCAUCGGAGCAGAGAACGGCGAGCCGAAACCCGGCAACAUCGAGGCUAGGUGGGAGUACAUCAGCUCCAGCACCGCUUGGGAGGAGGAGGGAGACGAGGGCAGCCACAGCGGCGGUAUCUCGAUAAGCCGAAAGAGAGAGGGCAAAGGGAAGGGCAAGGCCACGGCGGAAGACGAGAAGAGCGACAGCGAGGACGACCCCUUCGCGGACGAGAGCGCAGCUGUGAGCCCGAGGCUGAAAGACCAGAACGUCAGCUGGCAGCAGAUACCGACUGUGCGGAAGAUUGUGAGCGGAAAGUACGAGGCAAAGUGA